AUGAGCGCACUUACUCGACAAGGAAGCGGUGACAACGCCAGUUCAUUCGGUUUGAAAAUUGAAGCUAAAUUUUUUUUUGUAGAUUGGCGUCGAAUAUAUUUAAAUAAAGAAGAGCCAUAUUUGUUAGAAGAAAAUUUAGUUUCGAAGGACCCCUUUGAUGUCUUCGAUAUUUGGUUUAAAAACGUUGCUUCGAAGUCUGAUAUAAGUUUCGAAGAAAUUAAUGCUGUCUGCUUUUCAACAUCAAGUAAUAAUCGGCCAUCAUCACGGAUGGUACUGAUGAAGGAUUAUGGAAGAAAUGGAUUUUCAUUUUACACAAAUUAUGAUAGUAGAAAGGGUAAAGAAAUUGCUGCAAAUCCAUUUGGAUGCUUGUUAUUUUAUUGGCCCAAAGUAGAUCGUCAGAUUCGUGUUGAAGGUAGAAUAGAAAAACUUCCAAAUGAAUUAGCAGAUGAUUAUUGGAAAAAACGACCAGUCAAAAAUCGAAUUGGUUCAAAACUUAGUGAACAAAGCAAAGUUAUACCUAGCAGAAAUUUCCUUUUGGAGAAAAAGGCAAAGUUGGAAAAAUUGGUGGAAGAAGAAGGUGAAACGGCUGUUUCACGGCCUGAGAACUGGUUUGCUUUUAAAGCUUUUGGAACUGUUUUUUUAAUGGAUCUGGGCGGAUAUCGUCUUGUUCCCGAUUAUUUUGAAUUUUGGCAAGGUCAGUCUGAUCGUAUUCAUGACAGAAUUGUUUUUGAAAAAUCGAAUUUUAAUGGCUCUAAUUGGAAAAUUUACAGACUUUCACCAUAG
This is a messenger RNA of Dracunculus medinensis (Guinea worm), 783 nucleotides long. NCBI's taxonomy places the organism in Eukaryota, Metazoa, Nematoda, Chromadorea, Rhabditida, Dracunculidae. The record is from the annotation of a GenBank genome assembly.